AUGGAAAAUACUUACUUCUUAUUAAUCAAGCAGAAAUGUCGUCCUAUUAAAGGUCAACCAUUAGAAUUAUCAUUAUUUAGAAAUUUAUUAGAUUAUUGCUUUUAUCUUAAUCCAAAUGCAGGAAAAUUAACUUCACUUCUCAACAUAAGUAUUGAUAAAUAUGAAGAAGAAUUUACUAAAAAAAUAUUGUGA
Messenger RNA from Diversispora eburnea, 192 nucleotides. Lineage: Eukaryota; Fungi; Glomeromycota; Glomeromycetes; Diversisporales; Diversisporaceae. The record is from the annotation of a GenBank genome assembly.